AUGUAUCCAACGCCGCCAACAUCCCCAACCCAAAAUGGAUUUUGCGCACCGGAAGAUCGAUUAGGCCAGCUACUUGCAGGACGCCUAUCAUUGACCAGCGUUCUCGGAGUUGGAGCCUAUGGAGUAGUUUACACAGCCGUGGACAUCCAGACCAACAUCCCAUAUGCUGUAAAGGCGCUCAACAAGCUUGGCCUUGAGCCUCGCCAACGCAAGUUCCAACAGAGAGAGAUUCAACUCCAUCACCAGGCUAGCGCUCACCCUAAUGUGGUUUCUUUGGUCAAAAUCAUGGACGCCCCUGAUUGCACAUACGUUGUCAUGGAGUACUGCCCAGAGGGUGAUCUUUUCUCCAACAUCACUGAACAAGGCAAAUACAUUGGUAAUGAAGCUCUUGCCAAGCGAGCCUUUCUCCAGAUCCUGGAUGCCGUGGAGUACUGCCAUUCUAUUGGAAUUUACCACCGGGACUUGAAGCCCGAGAACGUUUUGGUCACUGACCAGGGCAUGACUUGCAAACUUGCUGAUUUCGGACUUGCCACGACCGAUCAUGUCAGCUCGGACUUCGGAUGCGGUUCGACUUUUUACAUGUCACCAGAAUGUCAAACACCAGCACCAAAAGCAUACUCCUGCUACGCUUCAGCACCUAACGAUGUCUGGAGCCUGGGUGUCAUUCUGGUAAACUUGACUUGUGGACGUAACCCCUGGAAGCGAGCUUCAUUCGAGGAUAGCACUUUCCGCGCCUUCAUGAAGGAUCCCAAGUUUCUCAGGUCCAUUCUUCCCAUCUCCCUGGAAUUGGACGCCAUCCUGAGACGAAUUUUCGAGUUCAACCCAGCCAAGAGGAUCACAAUUCCCGAGCUCCGAGAGAUGAUCCUCCAGUGCUCAACUUUCACAGCUACCAAAUCUGCAGUAUGCACACCACUUCCCUCUCCCCCCUCCCACCCAGUGGAUUAUUCCCGGGAUGCUGCUUUCCAGGGAUGCUACCAGCCUCCUCCGGUACCUUUCGUUACUCCCCUCUCUGGUCCAGUGUACUCUCCGCCUGCUUACCAGCUUCCUUAUCCUCGAUACUCCACGUCUUCUGGAAGCUCCAACUCCGACAACGACUCGAUCUUCUCUUCUUGCUCAUCAGCCUCGUCCGUUUCUUCGAACUCGUCGUACCAGAACGUUUCCCCUCAGGGUAUCAAGUUUGCUGCCCGAGUUCCUCAGUCAACAUACGUUUCUCCACCGCCUCCGGCAAAUACGUGGUUCCAACCCUUUAUCCAGGCAGCCAAUCUGGUCAAGCACGUGUCCUUCCAGCCGUCGAUGAUGGCCGGUCCGGUUCGUGUCUAUUAA
This is a messenger RNA of Dothidotthia symphoricarpi CBS 119687, 1323 nucleotides long. RefSeq names its product Pkinase-domain-containing protein. The transcript is spliced from 2 exons. Gene Ontology annotation, molecular function: protein serine/threonine kinase activity; ATP binding. The record is from RefSeq and is a predicted model, not a curated record. Gene Ontology annotation, biological process: intracellular signal transduction; protein phosphorylation. Lineage: Eukaryota; Fungi; Ascomycota; Dothideomycetes; Pleosporales; Dothidotthiaceae. Bases 1 to 1323 code for a protein of 440 amino acids.